UGAAAGACAGGAUUGCUGACCGGGUGAGAUUCGGAAUUUCCCGGUCCAUCCCAACUUGAUCGACAUGAGUCACGCAGUCUGGACGAAGUUGAAACACUAGAUAUUACUGCUUAUCGCUUCCUUUUCGCUUGAUUCCAUCACGAUCACGAGCUUUGGAGCCCCUCUCUGACUAAUAAUUAGCGGCUACUGAGGGGUAUAUAUUCCAGUGAUGUUGGAGAAAGAUGCUCAAUGAGAGGACUGCCAUCGCUCUCAUGGUACAUGAUCAGAUAAACUGUGUCGGAUUCGAAUUUUCGUGACCUGUUUGGUUUCUAGAUAUACGCUCACUACACUUCCUUAGAUCUAACCCUGAGUUGAGAACUGUCCAUCAGCCACGAGGACUAGAACCUACCAUGUCGAACAAUCCGCCUCUCCAAGUGCUCCUCUUCGACGUAUUCGGCACCACCCUAUCCUGGAGAGACGCCGUCACAAGGAUUCUUCAAGGAGCAGCCACAGAAGCGCUGAAUGAAGCCCGCGAGUCACUUUCACCAGACGAGCGCGAGCGAGCAUCAGCAUUGACCUACCAAGACUGGCUAGCCAUCGCCGAAGAAUGGCGCGAGUCCUACAACCACUUCACGCACAACUUCGACCCAUCGUCAGGUUUCAUGCUGGUCGACCAGCACCACUACGAGUCCCUGUGCGACAUCCUCCAGCGCCGCCGUCUGGGAGGACUCUUCACGGACGGCGAAAAGCGGGAGCUAGCGCUCAGCUGGCAUCGGCUGGAUCCGUGGGCGGACACCGUGCAGGGGCUGGCUCUGCUCAGCAGCAAGUUCAAGACCUGCACGCUGUCCAACGGCAAUGUGUCACUGCUGGAGGAUUUGGUGAGACACGCGUCUCUGCCAUUUACCGAUAUCGCCAGCGCAGAGCACUUCGGGGCGUACAAGCCCUCGCCUAAAGUGUAUCUGGGAGCGGCAAGCCGGUUUGGAACGCAGCCCAAUCAGUGUGCAAUGGUGGCUGCGCAUCUGGAUGAUUUGAAGGCCGCAAAGGACUUGGGGUUCCAGACGAUUUAUGUUGAGCGGCCCCAGGAGGAGACUCUGGAUCCGGAGCAGGCUCGACGGGAGGGGUAUGUGGAUUUGUGGAUAGAUCAAGACUCGGAUGGGUUUGUGGAAGUUGCAAAGCGGUUGGGAAUCCCUGUUACGAGUGAAGUAUGAUUGUCCUCGAAAGGCACAUUCUAUCUUCACCUGGUGAUGCUUGACUAGUAGAAUAAGAUCAAGUAGCAGUAUCUAGAGUUUAUGACAGUCUAAAGUGGUUGAUUGACCCAUCAGCGCAAAC
Aspergillus campestris IBT 28561 is the source of this 1308-nucleotide messenger RNA. RefSeq names its product haloacid dehalogenase, type II. Lineage: Eukaryota; Fungi; Ascomycota; Eurotiomycetes; Eurotiales; Aspergillaceae. The record is from RefSeq and is a predicted model, not a curated record. The coding region runs from base 390 to 1187 and encodes 265 amino acids. Gene Ontology annotation, molecular function: hydrolase activity, acting on halide bonds, in C-halide compounds. The transcript has 2 exons.